Molecule: messenger RNA, 2086 nt
Organism: Hyaloscypha bicolor E
Lineage: Eukaryota; Fungi; Ascomycota; Leotiomycetes; Helotiales; Hyaloscyphaceae
Product: BTB/POZ domain-containing protein
Exons: 3
Coding region: 93-2039 (648 amino acids)
Cellular component (GO): ubiquitin ligase complex; cytoplasm
Molecular function (GO): protein binding
Source: RefSeq, a predicted model, not a curated record
UUGGACUUCAAAUUUCUACACUCACUUCAACUUUGCUACUCCCCUCCGGCGUGCUAUAUGGCAGGCGCAUCGCCCUCAAAAUAGUGUUAGAAAUGGUACUCCGCAAAGACCAAUUGGAAGUCCAGCUCAAAGACGAGCACCAACUUAUUGCGACCGGCGUUCUGAGAGACGAGAGCCCACUUGAUGUCACCGAUGAAUUCCAGAAGCUCUGCGAUGCUUGCAGAGUUGGAGAUUUGAAGGGAUGUCAAGAGGCCAUUGCUUCAGGGGCCGAUAUCAAUGCCCGGGACUAUUUUGAUUACACUCCUUUAAUUCUGGCAAGUCUCUGUGGCCACUACGAAGUCGUCCGCUUGCUCCUUGAAUCUGGCGCGCUCUGCGAACGAGACACCUUCCAGGGCGAGCGAUGUCUCUACAAUGCCUUGAACAAUCGAAUACGAAAUCUCCUCCUACAAUACGAUUACUCGAAAAGCACGGAUCCUUUGCAGCCACUCGCAUCCCAUAUCACCUCGUUGCUUACACGAGAAACACCAAAGACCUCAGAUAUUUGCCUUACUGCAUCUUCCGAACAAUGGAACCUGCACAAAUUCGUGCUUUCUGCACGAUCGUCAUAUUUCUCCGCGAAACUCGCUGCCGCCCCAGAAACUACCGUUUGGAAACUGUCUAGCACAAUACCACCCGAAGCUUUCCAAAUUGCUCUACGUUAUCUAUAUCUUGGAGAUGUCCCUUCAGAUCUCGGAUUGAUUAAUAAGGGUUUUGUCACAGAGGAAGAAGUGUUCAAAGGCAUUGACAAAGUCAGUAAACAAUUAGAAAUUGACACACUCUGGGAUAGUAUAUUAUCGGGAAAUGACCGGCGAAUGGCUCGACAACGGCGUCAGGAUGAAGUCACACGAGGGCGAAGUCAAAUCGAAGACUGGUACCGGAAUAAUGUGUUGAAAUAUAAAGUCGAGGUGGAGCACAGCAAGGCUCACGAUGUCAAAUGGACUCGAGACAAUGGAAUAUUCGCGGACGUCUUGCUCCGAGCAGACGCGGAAGUCGCAGAGAAGUCCAAAACUGGCAAUGAAACUCCUAAAGUACGAAACACUGCUGGCCAGCUGAACGGCAUACCUAUUGGUCCACCAGCGGCUUCCAGAAGCCCAUCGACAGUGAGGAAACCAAGAAAAUCCGUUCUGUUUCCCGUUCAUCGUGCGAUGUUAUUGAGAUCCGAAUAUUUCCAUGCAAUGUUCGGAUCUUCGUUUCAAGAGGCUCAGCUCACUGAGUAUCUUCAGAUUGUGAACGUCGAUUGCAGUCCGGAAGUCCUGGAAAUUGUUUUGACCUUCCUUUACACGGAGAAGGCGGAUAUUCCGAUCGAGCAUGCCUUAGAUGUGCUAUUCGCCGCAGACAUGCUUUUCAUUGAGAAAUUGAAGACCAAGGCAACUGUUGUGAUUUCCACGAUUGGUAUGGGAACAGGCGGUCUCGCUGACAGGAGUCACACUCAAGCCAGUCAAGAUCAAGAGGUCGAAGUCGAGCCAAUUAACGUGUACGACGUGAUUCAUGCUGCUUGGUUUCUAAAAGUACAACGUCUGGAAGAAUUCAGCGCACGAUAUCUGGCAUAUCGAUUAGAAGAUUACAUCGACGAGGAAGAGUUCGAGGAACUAAUUAAAGAGAGUGCGUCCAGGAUUCAGAAACGCCAAGAAACGGACAGUAUCGAGUUGCUAGAUGACAUUCGAUAUUAUCUAUCUGAGCGUUUCCGCCUCCGUUUCGAAGAUUCGGGGCUUGAAGACUUGAUGGAUGAAGAUGGUGAGCUCAACGCGGAGGCCGCACAAGCCAUUUCAAAUGCUGUGGGAGCGAUAAAUGAAGUGGUAGACUCGGAGGCACCGCAGUCAGAGUCCACGAAGAGCGAAACAAUUCCAGUGGACCCAGUGUCGAAUCCAUUAAUGAACGGCGAGAUCAAAACGCUUGACGGUGAAAUUGCUGGCGACGAAUCCGCGGCUGACGCGAUUAACUACCAGGUCCUCCUGGGCAAGAUUGAUUCCAUGCUGGAACGACUGAAGCUCGACGCCUAAAGAUACCAGAAACGGGAAUAGAUGUCCCAAAGUCCUACCGGGGAAGU